CCAGUGGGAACUCCCUUUGAGUAGGGUGCACCAUGGCUGAGCACCUUAUUACCCAAGUUGCGCGACCUGACGGUAGUGGAGGAAGUGGUGGUGGUCAUGGACUUACCCAUGCCCAAAUCCAAGCCGCUCGCAUGCAAAGACGGAGAGGCCGAGGGGGGGGUGGGAGUGGAGGUGGUUCCGGAGGAGGGAGUGUGAGUGGAAUGGGAGCCGGGAACGCAAGUGGUGGAUCUAGUGGAAAUGGUUCGGGUACUGGUACUGGUCGGGGAUCGAGGUAUCCAUCAACACAUGCUGGUGCUGGUGGUCCUCCUCAGGCUCAUCAACAGCAACAUGGCGUCCAUCCGUCAAACAGACCCGUGGCAUACAUGCCUGCCUACUCGUACGGCGGUGCAGCGGGUGGAGCAAGGACUGGCGCGGGGCCUGGUCCCGGUCAACAUGCCACUCCGCCGCCCAUGUAUCCCACCGCUAUCCCUCCGCCAGGAUCGGGUGGUGCUGCAGCUACCGGUGGGAGUCAAGGCUCGCCGCCGCCUGCUCAGUCGCUGCAUCAGCAGCAGGCUGCGGCGCAGCAGAUCCAGAUGCAGCACUUGGCACAGCAGCAUCACAUGCAGCAGCAGCACCACCACCAUCAUCACAUGCCGCAAGGCCAGCAACACCCGCAGCAGAUGCAAAUGCUCCAUCAGCAGCAGCACGGCCAAAUGCAGCACAUGCAGCACGGCCAGAUGCAGCACCAGGGCCAGCAGCAGCACCAGGGCCAGCAGCACGCCGCAGCCCCGCCACCGUCGUUCUGGGACAAAAUCUGCUGCUGUGGCUCUCGCCCUCCGCCGUCCAACGCUCCAGCCCAGGGCGGAGACCCAGGUGCGCCCGGCCCAGUCGCCGCAGGCCAGCAAGGCACCGACUCGAACACACUGUUGCCGGUAGCAAACGGGGCCGCCGCUACCGGCUACACCCCUGCUGAUGGCACCCAGAUGACCAUGUUUGCCGCCUCGGAUGCCGGCCAGGCGCCCGGCGCUGUCGUGCCCAGCUACGGUGGCGGCCAGCCAAGCCCGCCGCCGGUUGUUGAGCCCAACUACGACUACGGUCUGCUCGGCCCGAUGCACCCGGCAGACGUCGGCAAGAAGACUCUUGUCCUUGACCUCGAUGAGACCCUUGUCCACUCGUCGUUCCGACCCACCGAGAACUCGUCAUUUAUUGUCCCCGUUGAGAUCGAGGGUGAGACCCACAUGGUGUACGUCCUCGUGCGGCCGCACUGUGACGAGUUCCUCCGCCGCAUGGGCGAGCUCUACGAGGUCGUCAUUUAUACCGCCUCGCUCGCAAAGUACGCAAACCCGGUCAUCGACCUCCUCGACGCCCAUAAGGUCGUCCGCUCCCGCCUCUACCGCGACUCGUGCGUCUCCACCAAGGGCAACUUUGUCAAGGACCUCUCUGCCCUCGGCCGCGACAUGGCCGGCAUCCUCAUUGUUGACAACUCGCCUGUCUCCUACCUCUUUGAUCCCGACAAUGCCGUCGCAUGCACCUCCUGGUUUGACGACAUGGAGGAUACCGAGCUCCUUGACCUCAUUCCGUUCCUCGAGGAGCUGACUCACGUCGACGACGUUCGCAACGUCCUCGGCUCCGGCCAUCUUUACCGCUAGCCGCCGCCGACCUCGGUUUCUGCCGUCAUGAACACACCCGUCCUG
Molecule: messenger RNA, 1673 nt
Organism: Thecamonas trahens ATCC 50062
Lineage: Eukaryota; Apusomonadida; Apusomonadidae
Product: nuclear lim interactor-interacting factor
Exons: 1
Coding region: 33-1628 (531 amino acids)
Molecular function (GO): phosphoprotein phosphatase activity
Source: RefSeq, a predicted model, not a curated record